GGAGCAAAAGCCUAAGGAGACCUUCCAAGCGCCUUCUUCCACUGCCAGACCCUAUAAUAGCCUAUAAUAGUUUCAGCGGCAUCUACCGCUGGGGGCGGCUUUGCAGCUCGAUCCUUUGCUCCUCUGCCUGGGCAAACAGCACUUGAGCAAUGAUGUACUUCAUUAAAAGCAUAUAAGCACAGUUAAUCAGGCGCGCCGUGAUUUGUUCGCAAAUGGCCCGUCAGUUAUGCAUACAGUUUCUUCUCGCCGCCUUUCUUCUCCUUGGGUUGAGGCAUGUUCAUGCGGCGCCAGCAUCGAAAGUCCCCAAAGGAGUCAAUGUGGUGCUCCGAUCAAAAUGGGAGGGCACUCCGCUGUUGUUGGAGGCAGGGGAGCUACUGGCGGAACAUGAUUCACCGUCCUUCUGGCACUUCCUAGACGCCUGGACUGCGCAAACCCCAACCCCCAAUCUGGAGUCCAAUGACUCCUGGUGUGCGGAACAGAUCCUAAGCCAGGCUACCCAGAACUUCACCCAACCUCAGGCCUCUCUCUUCCACCUCUCCCUCUCCCUCCGCUUAGCCUCUCCAAAACUAGUGGUCUACCGGCAGCUCGCAUCAGAGUCGCUCGAAAGGCUUGGGUUGGCGUCGCUUGCCACCACUGCGAAAAGCAAGGACGAUGAGCGGUGGAAAGUGACCAGGAAUCCUGCCUCUCCGGGGGGGGCCAUGUGCUGCUGGGUGGAGGCCCCUGGGAAGAGUGUCCUGCGAACCGCACGAGAGCUAGAGGAAGAACUUGCGGAGGAGAGCGGAGCAACUGCGGAAGAAGUUCCGCGAUAUGCUUUUGAUCAUGUGCAUCCGGCGUCCAAGCGGGGGGCAAGGUUGUUUGUGCUGUACGGGGCGCUGGGAACCCCCUGCUUUGCGGAGAUGCACCGGGUGCUCUCGGAAGCGGUGCAGAGCGGCAAGGGCGUCGCGUACAUCUACAGGCCUGUCCUACCCUCUGGGUGUGAAUCCGCAGCCAGUCCCUGUGCCCGGAUCGGCACCCAAAAGCCCGUCGAUCUUGCUGGCUUCGGCGCUGAGCUCGCGCUCAAAAACAUGGAAUACAAGGCCGCCGAUGACUCUGAGGUCAAGAAGGACGGCAGCGUCACAUCUGACGGGCCAGCGGCUGAGGACCUGACACAGGAAGUGAACGGGUUCAUCUUCUCGAAGCUGGUCGAGCGGCGGCCCGACAAGGAGGCGGAGCUGCUGACGUUCCGUGACGUGCUGCUGUCGUCAGGCGCCGCGGACGACUCCGAUAAGAUCAGCGUCUGGGAGCUCAAGGAGAUUGGGCUGCAGGCCGUGCAACGAAUCGUGCAGGCGCGGGAGCCGCUGCGUUUGAUGCAGGACAUCAACCAGAACUUCCCCAACGUCGCGUCCUCCCUCUCGCGCACCCCGCUCAACGCGAGCGUCCGCGCCGAGAUCGAGGCCAACCAGAAGAUGGUCGCCCCGGGGCGCACGCUCCUCGCCAUCAACCGCGCGCUCGUCCCCGACGUCGACUCCCUCGACCUCUUCUCCCUCAUCGACCGCGUCUCCGCUGACGUCACCCUCGGCGCGGCCCUCGCGCGCCUCGGCCUCCCCGCUGACGUCAGUGGGGAGCUGCUGGCGCUGCCGGAGCCGCCGGAUGACGUCGGCGGAGUUCGGGUGGACUUCCAGGGGGACGGCGUGCACUGGCUGAACGACAUUGAGAGCGACUCGCAGUACCGGAUGUGGCGGUCGAGCUUGCAAGAGCUACUGAUGCCAACGUAUCCGGGGCAGCUGCGCCAGAUCCGCCGCAACCUGUUCAGCGCCGUGUUUGUGCUUGACCCCGCAUCGACGGCCGCGCUCAAGAUCUUCCCGACCGUCAUGCUGUUCUACCAGCGCAGCAUCCCCGUGCGCUUCGGCGUCAUGCUCGUGUCGCCGACGCAUCUGGCGGGGAUUGAAAGGGAGGAGGAAGGGCAAGCAGUUGCGGCCCCCGCGAAACUGGCCGAGGAUCUGUCGGAGUUGGUGACGCAAGUGUUUCUGUAUCUGGAAGAGGAGCUGGGAAGGGAGCAUGGCUUCAGGUUCUUGGCCGAGUUGGCCCGCGCAUGGGGCGGCGACGCUGACGAGUUCGAUGACUUCACCGAUGACGUCAGCAACGACUCCCCGCUCACCCUCGCCCACGUCGAGGCGGCUUAUGCCGCGUUGGUGCGGCAGACCAGGGGCAGCGUCAAGAGGAAGAAUCUGGGAGACUUUCUAGCGGGCAUCCAUGGGGAAACGUACAGGGAGGGAAGCCUAGCGGGUACGGAGUUCGCCCACAAAAAGGGGCUGGCGGCCGCGGCGCCGGUGAUGCUGAUGAACGGGAAGGUGCAUCCUGCGGGAGACGUCCAGGCGACACUGGUGCAGGCAAUCCAGGAGGAGACUCAAUACAUCCAGCAAGAGUACUACUACGGCCGCCUGAAAGAGCGCAUGAACAUCCUCGAAUACGUGCUCCACUCCGGGAGCCAGCCCCGCUACUCCCCGCUCAUUCUCAAGCGUAACGCCCAGCCCUCGGACGCCUCCGAGCGUUACGUCUCUCUGGCGGGCUCGGUAGCCGACCAAACCCGGUUCAUUUCGUACCUGCACCACCCCGGGACUGCUGAUGACGUUAAGCCGGUUACGCACUGGGUUGUCGCUAACCUGGGCGGGAAGAGGGGCUUGGGGGUUUUGAAGCAGGCUGUGGGACACGUGGCAGGCGCUGACUCGGCGCAAGCGCGGCUGGCGGUGCUGUUGAACGGGGAGGGCGAGCCAGGGGCGCUGGAGAGGGUCGUACUUGCGGCGCUUCAGGUCCCCAGCCGGCGUCAGAAGAUCGUCCCCUUCCUCCAGCGCCUCCUUUCCAGCGGCGCCCUUGUAGAGUCGCUCCGCUCUGCUACCGGCCCCGUCUCCACAGAGACCACCGACUUUGUCCUGCGCCUCGCAGCAGAGGCCGGCCUGCGUGAAGCCGACCUCCGGUCGUCACUUACCGAACCCGCAUCACUUUCACAAAUGCUAGAGGAUCAUCGUCGAUUCUGCGAGGACGUCCUGGGGCUGCCACGUGGCACCAGCGCAGUGGUCACGAACGGGCGCGUCACGGCGCUCCCCGACUCGGCCCCUGCGCUGCACGCCGACGACUUCUCGCUCCUCGAGAGCCUAGAACUGCGCGCGCGCGCCGAGAAGGUUCUGCUCAUCAUCGAGGACGCCGAAUUUUCUGACGUCGAGCCCGACGACCUCACCAGCGACUUCCUGAGUGACGUCAUCCUCGGGGUGACGUCAGCGUUGGCGGCGCGGAAGCGCGCUGCGGGCGGGACCGCCAACUUCGGGCUGCUGAAGACGCGGCACAGCGCGAUCGUAUUGGAGGGGGAUCCCUCGUCGUCGAUCAGCAUCGAGGCGGUGGUCGACCCGCUGAGCCCGUCGGCGCAGAAGCUGACGUCAUUGUUGGUGCUGCUGCACGAGUGGCUAAACCCGAGCAUCAGGAUAAUCCUGAAUCCGGUCAGUGGGCUCUCAGACAUCCCGCUCAAGAACUUCUACAGGUACGCCGCUCCCUCGCGCCUUGACGCCCCCUCUCCCGCCCCCCCAGCUGUCUCCUUCUCCCACCUCCCCCCCUCCCGCACGCUCACCUUCAACCUAGACGUCCCCGAGCCGUGGCUCGUCGAAGCCGUGCAGGCUCCGUACGACCUAGACAACCUUCGACUCGAACAGCUCGGCGAAUCGCGGUCGAUGCACGCGGUCUACGAGCUGGAAGCGCUGAUGCUGACGGGGCACUGCUUCGAUUCGAAGACGCGGGAGCCCCCCCGUGGGCUGCAACUCGCGCUCGGCAGCGGGCAGAAACUAGGGGAGGGAGAAAAGUCGCCGUUUAUGGUGGAUACGAUCGUGAUGGCGAACCUGGGCUACUUUCAGCUGAAGGCCGCCCCCGGGGUGUGGAACUUGUCGCUCGUGCCCGGGCGCUCGACGGAGUUGUACGCUCUGGGGGGGGGCCGGGCAGGGGGAAUACGGAGGGGGGGAGAGCAUGGAGGUGGUGGUGAGCGAUUUCAGGGGAAAGUUGUUGCACAUGGGGGUGACAAAGCGCGCCGGGAGAGAGAAGGAGAAGCUGUUGGAGGCGGACGAGGAGGAUGGCAAGGGGGGGGUUUCGAAACCGGGGGGUGCGUCGGAAGCCGGGGAGGGGUCCAAGUGGGGGACGGUGCUGGGGCAGGCCAAGAAGUGGCUGCAAUCGAAGGGAGAGGAGCUUGCAUCAAAAAAGGUCGCCCGUGCGCCGUCAAACGAGACAGUUCAUCCGGAGAGGAGCUCGCAUCGACGGUGGUCGCCCCCGCGGCGUCCAACGAGACGAUCCACGUGUUUGCGGUGGCGAGCGGACACCUGUACGAGCGGCUGAUGAAGAUUAUGGUGCUCAGCGUCAUUAAGCAAACGCAGCGGCCCGUCAAGUUCUGGUUCAUCAAGAACUACCUCUCGCCCCGCUUCAAGGACUUCAUCCCGCACAUGGCGCGCGAGUACGGGUUUGAGUACGCGCUGGUGACGUACAAGUGGCCGUCGUGGCUGCACAAGCAGACGGAGAAGCAGCGCAUCAUCUGGGCGUACAAGAUCCUCUUCCUCGACGUCCUCUUCCCUCUCGACCUCAAGAAGGUCAUCUUCGUGGACGCGGACCAGGUCGUCCGCACGGACAUGGCGGAACUGUACGACAUGGACCUUAAGGGCGCACCGCUCGCGUACACCCCCUUCUGCGAUAACAACAAGGACAUGGACGGAUUCCGCUUCUGGAAGCAGGGCUUUUGGAAGGACCACCUUCAGGGCAAGCCAUAUCACAUCAGCGCUCUGUAUGUGGUCGAUCUGGCGCGUUUCCGUCGGAUGGCUGCGGGCGAUCAUUUGCGCGUCUUCUACGAGAGCUUGAGCAAGGACCCCAACAGCUUGGCCAAUCUUGAUCAGGAUCUGCCCAACUACGCGCAACACAUGGUGCCCAUUUACUCGCUGCCCCGCGAGUGGCUGUGGUGCGAGUCGUGGUGCGGCAACGCCACCAAGGCGCAGGCCAAGACAAUUGACUUGUGCAACAACCCCAUGACCAAGGAGCCGAAACUAGAGGCUGCUCGGCGCAUUGUGGCGGAGUGGCCCGCUCUUGAUGAGGAGCAACGACGCCUGACCGACAGGGUGGAAGCCGGCGAGUUUGAUGACGUGGCUGGAUCGGAAGAUCCGCCGACCACGGCAAGAGACAAGAAGCUGGACAGCGGGAGCGUUGAAGAGAUUCAAAGUGAUAAUUUGGAGGAAAAAGGUAACCAACGACAAGAAGAUACUGAAACGGCCGCCGAGCUUUGAGGCUCGACAUUCCAAGAGGCACAUAGGAGUACAAUCAGGAGCGGAGCAUGAGUAAGGUGAGAAUUACGGCUCAAUGUCUUGAGCAAGCCAAGUGCUAGGACCCGGCUAUGUCAUUGGCUCAUUGCCAAACUCUAUACCCCUUCAGAUCGUUGUGGAUGCUUCCGUUUGGGAGGCACUAAGGCAAGCUCGCAUGCUAAGUUGUACCAAAGCCGUUCUUGCAACAGCCCAUUGUAGUAUGUGCA
Klebsormidium nitens is the source of this 5524-nucleotide messenger RNA. Lineage: Eukaryota; Viridiplantae; Streptophyta; Klebsormidiophyceae; Klebsormidiales; Klebsormidiaceae. The record is from the annotation of a GenBank genome assembly.